Rhizoctonia solani is the source of this 2376-nucleotide messenger RNA. Its product is annotated as aromatic ring-opening dioxygenase LigB subunit. The coding region runs from base 1 to 2376 and encodes 791 amino acids. NCBI's taxonomy places the organism in Eukaryota, Fungi, Basidiomycota, Agaricomycetes, Cantharellales, Ceratobasidiaceae. The transcript has 11 exons. Gene Ontology annotation, molecular function: oxidoreductase activity, acting on single donors with incorporation of molecular oxygen; zinc ion binding; ferrous iron binding. The record is from RefSeq and is a predicted model, not a curated record.
AUGUCUGGCGCGGCACCUACCCUUCCCACUACCGAUGAAGCCUGGAAAGCUGCUCUAGAUGCUCUUCCCACUGCUGAAGCCAACAAUGGAAAGAUUCCUGCAUUUUUCUUUGCUCAUGGGAGUCCCAUGCUACUUCGUGACACGAGUCCCGAUCCGCGCUUUGAUAGCUUGAAAAACCAGGCUGGUAAAGGUGCACUUGCACGAUUUUUGUCGGUAUUUGGACCUGCUUUGCUGGACAAAUACAAGCCCAAGGGUAUCGUAGUCUUUAGCGCUCACUGGGAAGAGCGGGGCCAAGUUCUUGUGACGGACUACCAGGAGAAUCCCUUGUUGAUGGAUUACUACGGAUUUGAAGAUGAGAUGUACCAAGUCCAGUUCAAAUCCCGGGGUGACUCUGCGCUAUCAGCCCGCGUCGUUGCUGCUGUUAAGGAAGGUGGCCUUAAAGCACGUACACUGGGGACGAUGGAAUCAAGAGGGAAGGACGGCCGCCCACGUAUGCCCGGAACUGGGCUUGAUCACGGAGUCUUCGUCCCAUUCAAAAUCAUGUUCGGGGACGAAUUCACAUCAGUUCCCAUCGUUGAAGUGUCUCAGGAUGAGAGUUUAUCCCCAGAUCGGAACUGGGAGAUUGGAAAGACUGUAGACGUUUUGAGGUCUGAGGGAUACCUUAUUCUUUCUGGAGGGCUCACCGUACACACUUUCCGAGACUGGUCAGCGUGGAAGGAAGAGAGUGCCGCUCCGCCAUACAUUGCGUUCCACAAAGCAAUCCUGGAGGCAGUUCAAGUCCAAGAUCCCUCUGACCGUCGUAUAGCACUAUCGAAUCUUACCCGCCACCCUGGCUUCCGCCUCGCACACCCUCGAGAAGAGCAUUUCACGCCAAUUUACCUAGCUGCUGGGGCAGGCCAUACCUUUGUUCCGGCCACGGUUCCUGUUGGGACAUUACUGUACCACUCUCGUCCAAGCUUCGAGCCACCUCCAUCACCCGAGUUCUUUGCUUUCGAUUUUGACCACUCAUAUAUCUUUUGCUCCCAAGUGCCAUGUGUGAUGUAUACCUACAUACCUAGACGUGACCUAAAGCUCGGGUACUUUGACGGUACAAGUGCUGCCACCCUGGAAGGGCCACGCGAUCUUCAAGAUAUUGCAUUCAAUGACAGAUUUGUUUCCGGAAAGACCUACAAUCCUUGGGUCCAUGCAGUAAGCAUGUGUAAAUGGGCAGAGCAAGUGGGACUGGAUGGGAUCGUGAGAAUGGAGCCAUCUUUCGAGGCCGUCUUAUGCCAUAUUGAAUCCGAUCUCCAAUUAACUUCGAGGCGAGACCUUCUUUAUCAUGAGACAAACUUAUUUCCUGGUCAAGGUGUGCCAGGUGGUCCUAGCGCUACGUCCAUGAUGGAUCUACAUCCCCGACUCGGACCAAAUACACCACAUUUUCCCGGGCCUAUGAUCCCUGCCUACCCAUCUCCUCCGGGCUGGAAAGGAAGGCAGCGUAACUUUGCUGACGUUGCCUUUGAGUCGAUCCGCGCUGGGAUGUGGCACAAUCAUUUCCCUGGAGAAUCACGCGUCAUCCUUGAUUAUUCUAGCAUAGUUUCUGCAUACGACGAAACAUAUAGCAGUCUUGUUCACGAUCGCCAAGGAGUCCCACGUAUGAAGCAUCGCCUGAACAACAUCUCUGCUGGUGAUAUGUCUCGAUUAAAAACUGAGAUGGAAGAGGUCUUGAAGACUGGGCGCCCCGCUCCUUCAGUGAACUGGCGCUCGUUGUUACAGGAUAUUAUUAGCCGAUAUGGCGAGCGGCUCGAAGAACUGCGGUAUUUACUUAGACGUUCUGACCUUGACGCCGAAGCUAUCGUAGCCAAGGCAAGAGAAAAGAUCCUCAUUAUGCUCACGCCUCACAUCGUUCUCCCAAAAUCCAAAUCUAACAGCAUUAGGGUGAGGCGGGGAGACCAACAACCCCUUCAUACUAGCUCCAGCGACACUAGUGCUAGCCAUAGCACUCCCGACGACGACUGGCCAACACGCAUAUAUGAUGCUUGUGCGAACCACCCGGCUAUUGAUUUUGCUCGUGAACGACAAUUAACAGCGCAAGAAAAAAGGCUCGCGAACAGUAUUGAAAGGGUAAAUAGGGCUAUAUGCUCAACUCUUACUACUGUGUGGGCGACCGCAUUUGACUCAGGUGAUAAGCCGCUGCUCUCCAAAUACAUGGUUAUCGAGUGGAAAAAGGAGAUCGAGGAGUUGAUGGAUUGGCUUGACUGGACUAUGUGGAUAAAAUGUGACCCCCCGUGUGGGCAGGGUUUUCAGUGCAUCCUUGCGACUUGGCCUUGGGAAGUCUUUACAGGGGAAGAGGACGUUGGACCCGUGUGCCGAGAUCAUGCGGAGGGCGAUAUCUAUUAA